Abrus precatorius (Indian licorice) is the source of this 655-nucleotide messenger RNA. Its product is annotated as small nuclear ribonucleoprotein E-like. The transcript has 6 exons. Lineage: Eukaryota; Viridiplantae; Streptophyta; Magnoliopsida; Fabales; Fabaceae. Gene Ontology annotation, molecular function: RNA binding. Gene Ontology annotation, cellular component: U4/U6 x U5 tri-snRNP complex; precatalytic spliceosome; U2 snRNP. Gene Ontology annotation, biological process: mRNA splicing, via spliceosome; spliceosomal snRNP assembly. The coding region runs from base 139 to 405 and encodes 88 amino acids. The record is from RefSeq and is a predicted model, not a curated record.
UAGGGGUUUCCCAUUAUUUUGUUCCCUGUUUAAAACCCUCGGUGAGGGAAUUGCACAUUUCUAUUGCUCACUCUUUAGGGUUUAGCUCUCGCGUUUACACAAACUACCACCCUCUCCGUGCAAUCGUUCGUAGCAGCCAUGGCGAGCACCAAAGUUCAGAGGGUUAUGACACAGCCCAUUAACUUGAUUUUCAGGUUUCUUCAAAGCAAAGCACGCAUUCAGAUUUGGCUCUUCGAGCAAAAGGAUUUGAGGAUUGAAGGCCGAAUCAUUGGUUUUGAUGAAUACAUGAAUUUGGUUCUUGAUGAUGCUGAAGAAGUUAACGUAAAAAAGAAGAGCAGAAAGACAUUAGGGAGGAUCCUUCUUAAGGGAGACAACAUAACUUUAAUGAUGAACACGGGGAAAUGAUGAGCACUCUGGGACAGUUGUAUACUAUAAUUGCUAUCCACCGAGACGAUCUUUCCCUUUUAGUUUAAAUACUAUUUCCCUUGUAAACAUUUUGAAUAUGUUGCAUGAGAAAUAUUAUCAUGUAUGAAAGUUUGUAUUUUUCAUGCACUGGUUAGACUCUUAGUUGAGCUGCUUAACAUGUGUGUUAUAACUUUUCUCUCAUUUAUUGGCUUUCUCUCCUUUUAUCAUGCACAAUUAAUAUAUUUUAGGU